Spodoptera littoralis (African cotton leafworm) is the source of this 3420-nucleotide messenger RNA. The record is from the annotation of a GenBank genome assembly. NCBI's taxonomy places the organism in Eukaryota, Metazoa, Arthropoda, Insecta, Lepidoptera, Noctuidae.
GACUACUAAGUGCUACAAAUCCCUCGUCGAAUGUCCCGCACCCCACAACUCAGUCAACACUCGACACUUACGACACACAGUCGCGGAGAAAUAAACUAAAAGUAGCAAAUAAAUAUGACAUCGCAAUGGCGACGGUUUCUAUAAUUCUAUUCGUACUUGCAAAUCGAGUCAACUCGCAAACGAGCUUAACUACCCCGAACACAGGAAGCGGUAUAAACAGUUUAUCAGGAGGACUAGAAGUUACUACCAUUUUUCCGACGCAAAUCCAACAAAUUCAAACGACGUCGGAAACGACGCUCGCGGUCUCCGCCGGAAACAAUCUAAAUGAUGUUGGCGGCACGGUACCGGCCUCCGCCUUGGAUGUACCAGAACAGAAUUUCCAAGCAAUCUCCACAAUUUACUUGAUGAAAAACAAGAAAACCAAUGAUGAAAAAUAUGCACGCCGAGAAAAUGGUAACUCACUUUUAGAUGGAAGUGACGGAGGAAAUAACGAGAAAUAUACGAAGAACUCUGGAGAAAAUCUAGAAACUAUCAAAGCUGAGUCUCUUGUUUGGGACAACUGUUUAGAAGCAACUUUUAAAGAUGUUCCACAAAACAUUGUGAAGUCACCGGAUACUCAGAAUGAUAAUCAUGAUUAUAGAUAUCAAGGGAGUAAAGAAAUUGGAAGUAUAUGGAGAAAGAGAGAUGCAGGAAAUUUGUAUUUCAAUUCGACUGCGGGGAAAGCGUGGUUGGAGAAAUACAACAAUCUACUAAAUGCUAAGACAGAAGAAAGACGUCAACAGAAAGCUGAUUUAACAGCAGUAAAGAAAGUAACUACAACAGUCGCUACCACUGCAGAACCCAAAACAACUGUUCAAGUGAUACCAAUAACAAGAGAAGUUUUCAAAGAACCAUUUGAUUUAUUCAAUACUACAGACAUGGGCGUUACUGAAAGUGACAUUGUAGCAAGUUACACAGAAGAUUGGUUCGAGGAAAAGGACAGAAGUAAAAUAAGAUUUGGUAAUUUACCACAAAAAGAAACAUAUUUAAUACCAGCACUGAAAUUGGAGCAGACAUUUCAUCCUUUCGGGUUUAUGUCAGAUUUCUUUUAUCUGAUAUACCCGUUUGACUUUCCUGUAGGUCUAAUCAAGGAUAUAGUGUGGGGUGAAUUUACAUUUCCGUAUUCAUUCUUACAGUCAAUAAAAGUUGAAUCAACGUUCCUGGCAUUUAUCAUCGCGUUUGCCUGCAUCGCCCUGGUAAUACCUGCGUACCUCCUCAUCUUGGGAAUUCUAUCCUUAUUUUCAAGGUCCAGGUAUGAGGAUGAACUGGAAACUGGAGCUUUAUUCCCUGAAGCUGAGAACUCGGAUUGCAAUGACAGAGCGUUGGUGGUUGUGACUUUAUUCAUCGUGCUUGUCUGCUGCGUCCUAAUAUCAGGGAUGGCAGUAAGCAACGAGCAAGCUCGUUUAGCCGCAUCUGACGGACGCAAUGUAGUCAGUUGCGCAUGCGCCGACAUUGCGUCCUGGCUGUCGGCCGCUGCGCGAGAGUUGCACCACAGUCUUGUACCUCCAGUGGACUUAGUACUUCAUGCCUAUAAGGAAGAUUUGAAAAACGUUGAAUCGCUAUUGGGCGAACCCAUUCAGCAAGCGAUAUCUUCUGAGAGCGGUAUUGAUUUGGUGUUCGAUUCCCUGGCAGAUAUUAUUUCAGAAAGCGAAGAUCUUUCCUCAAAAAUAUCUUCUUUGCGCGACGUUAGCAUCAAGGCUGGUUCCCUAGCGUCUGCAGCAUCAGACAGGAUCAAGGACUUGGCUCGUCAGCUCGAGAACUUGAAGAAACACUGCACUCUGAAGGACACUCCAUUAUGCGACACUAUUAAUACUCAUUCUAUUGAAUUAAAAAUGAAGUUUGAUUUGAUCAAAUGUAAUAUUUCAGAUACUACACGAGCAGCAGUUAUUGGAACUCCGUACUCUAGGGGUGGAGAAUUUAACACGAGCGAUAUCUACUGCAGGCAAGAGUUCAAAACUUUGCCGUCGGCCAUACUGGCACAAACCACACAAGUCCGGGAAGAUAUUCUCCGAGACAUCGAAAACCGAAGACAAGCGGUGCAUAUUUCUGCUAAGGUCCUUAGCGACAUAGUGCGCCAUCUGACGUCAGGUCUCCAUACUAUUGCAAGACAACUGGAAUCAAGUCUCGAGAGAGUACAAAGAUAUGAGUUCGCGAGGUGGACACUUAUGUUAGCUUGUAUCGUUACUUUUGGAUUCGUCAUGAUGCUUAUAAUUUUGGGCAUGCUUUGCGGAUGUGGUCACGCCAAGAAUCAUGCUAGAAGGACUUUGAAAGUAUCAGCUAUCUGGUUAUGCCUCGCCUCUCUAAUGCUAUGGGGAAUUGUAUCAGCAGUUUUCCUAAUAGCUGGUCAUGCAGAAGUCUACGUAUGCCAUGCCCUAUGGGACUCGCAAUACGAAACGCUUACUGCUCUACUGGAUAGACCAUCACCACUUUUGGCAAACAAUGAGGGGAUUUUUGACGCCAUGUUCAGAGAAAUGGAUAACAUAACUAUUGACGUGUCAGUUAAGGAUGUGUUGAGGGACUGUGAAAAAGACAGACCAGCGUACUCUGUUUUCCAACUGGACAAAAUAUUAGACGUGAAUAAAGAAACGUCAUAUUUUGAGUGGCAAGAACUACAAACUGACUUCGGGAAAUUGGCUUCUUCAAUAGAUGUUGGUCUUUUGAAGACUAUAUCUGUUAAUUUCAGUCGAUUAUUGCAUGAAAUGCUUAUUGUUUCUGAUGUGGAUAUCGCUAAAUAUAGAAUGGACUACAACGUCCCAGUCGUUAGUAAGGACUUACCGUCUCUCGUGGAUCAACUGGAAAACAUAGCAGCUCAAGUUACAGAUCUUACUACUGCAGGGAGACUAGAAACCUUAGCGACACGAACACAGAGGCUAUACCUAACAAACAUCAAACCACUGGAACAGCUUCGAGCUGAUGUGGUAUUCAAACUGACAGAAUUAGAACUUCAAUUGUCACCGUUUAGAAGAAAACUUAACAUUUCUCUAAGUCACAUCCAUACUGCGCAGUUUUAUAUCGAUAACCAGGGUGAUGUUAUCGCUCAGAAAAAAGUAUCAAUCUACAUAUCCCGCCUAGUCUCCCAUGCAGCUGGCUGGAGAACACACGUACUUAUUUCGACCAGUAAGCACGCUGCUCGGUGUAAACCUUUGUAUUCUGUGUACGCAGCUGCUAGGUCUCUGCUGUGUUCCCAAUACGUUUCGUCUUUGGCCACCUGCCCCACCUCCAAGAAGCGACAGCUGGUGAUCUGCCAAAGAAGGUUUAAACCAAAGAGUAAAUGCUUUUAAAGGCACAAAGUCUUAUAUUUCUAUAAUUUAAACAGAGUCUGUUUUUGUUUGUAUUAAUAAUAAAGAAGUUCAGGUUUUUAGCAAAAUCACAGACGUUUUU